Messenger RNA from Oncorhynchus tshawytscha (Chinook salmon), 972 nucleotides. It is a transcript of the gene smim22, whose product is annotated as small integral membrane protein 22. The coding region runs from base 134 to 379 and encodes 81 amino acids. The transcript has 4 exons. Lineage: Eukaryota; Metazoa; Chordata; Actinopteri; Salmoniformes; Salmonidae. The record is from RefSeq and is a predicted model, not a curated record. Gene Ontology annotation, biological process: regulation of cell population proliferation.
GUACAGUGACUCCCACGGCGACAGGUGCGUCAGUCGGGCAGGUACCCGGAAGAAGAGAGAACAAAAAACUGGAGCUUGUUCGAGUUACAGAGUGUGAACCCUUACUGAGACUAAUUCUAGCCCAGCUAUAGCCAUGGACCAGAGGAGCCUAGAGGAAGAGUUUAAGGAUCAGUUUACAGACGUGGUGUCCAGACUGCAGUCUAAACAGCUAUUCCAGUCUGACUGGGACAUCGCCUCCUUCGCUGUCUUCUUCAUCUUCAUCGGCAUGGUUCUGCUGCUUGUUGUCCUGGUUCUGAUCCGAUGCUGUUGCUGCUGCUGCUGUGAUGAACAGCCGAGAAGACACAAAGUGGGUCAUGAAAACUUUGGAAUGGAGACCUGAAAGGAACUUGGAACAGGAUUGAAGAUUCCACAAUGACGACACUUAGAAAAUUGAUUAGUCCUUUUUAUAAUACAUUUUAUUCAUAUUUUUUUCUAUGCACUUUAAAAUUUGCACUUUUAAUCUGUGUGCCAAACCAAGAGUUGUAUAACUUGUUUUCAUUCUGGUUCCAUCUAUUUACUUUUGACUGUUGGAAAAUGUUGCACUCCCUGUGGUAACCCGGUUUAGCUGCCGUCUAAUGGUGGAAAGUCAUUGGAGGUCAUAUGAAUCAGUUUGUUUACUUGUUCCCUGCACGGCUAGCGGUUGUUGCUAGGAGGCCACGAAAGGAGAGCAAGGUGAAAACAGUCACCGAGUGUCACAACCAGAAGAUAAAAGGGCUUUCACUAACGGUUCAUGAAAAACUAGGCACCAACUCUUUAUGUAGUGGAAUCAAAGCUGUGUACUUUAAACUUAACUUCUUAAGUGUAUGUAAUGAGGAAUGAUGUAGUAGUAUUGAUUCAAUGACUUUAAUGUAGUUAAUUAUAUUGACAACAUAAUUCAAUGUUGAAACAUGUACAUUGUAUCAUUCAAAUGAUUAAAUAAUAUUUUGUAUUGAA